Molecule: messenger RNA, 5274 nt
Organism: Condylostylus longicornis
Lineage: Eukaryota; Metazoa; Arthropoda; Insecta; Diptera; Dolichopodidae
Gene: Tmem63
Product: calcium permeable stress-gated cation channel 1
Exons: 4
Coding region: 104-2407 (767 amino acids)
Cellular component (GO): plasma membrane
Molecular function (GO): calcium-activated cation channel activity
Source: RefSeq, a predicted model, not a curated record
UAUUCAGAUUAGUACGAUACUCGAAAUCUUCUGCUGUCAAAUUAAAAUUUUUACUUUUAAUUUCAACAUUCAAUUCUGUCCAAAAAUUUAUUAUAAUAGUAUAAUGGAAACGAACUUUAGUAUACCAGAAAAUUUUAAAGCACGUUCGUCAGAUGAAUGUGCUUUGGUGAACAACAAAACAACGGUAGUGUUUAAGAAUUUGUAUGAAGGAAUCCCGGAUACACUACUGUUAAAUUUUAUAUCAUGGAUGUUAUUAAUAUUCCUAUUUACAAUAAUGCGACAUCAAGCUUGGGAUUAUGGUCGAUUGGCUUUAGUUAAUGGUAACGGAAGUAAAAAGCGUUGGACACAACUUUUUUAUGCUAAAGCUAAUGAAGAUUCAACGAUGUUGAAUUCUCCUUCAUCCCCAGUUGCUCCUAAUCCUCAAUUACCUCAAUCAAAUGUCAAUCAUACUAGCGACCAAGGUAUGUUUUCUUGGGUUAUUACAACUCUAAAAUUGAAAAAAGAUCAAAUAUUAAUGCAUAGUGGACCGGAUGCCGUGCACUAUUUAUCGUUUCAGCAACAUUUAAUAGUUGUAAUGGGUAUUAUAACUGUUAUAUCAAUUGUAAUAGUUUUGCCAAUAAAUUUUCAAGGCACAAUAUAUGGGGACGUUAAUAGUUUUGGCCACACUACAUUGUCAAACUUGGAUCCAAAAUCACCAUGGCUAUGGUUUCAUGUUAUUAUCGCUAUCGCAUAUGUUCCUUUAGUUGUAUUAAUAAUGAGAAGAACUUCAGGUCGCAAUGCCUUUAAAAAAGUUCCAACACGUAGUAUAAUGAUAACAAAUAUAACAGUAAACGAAGAUAGAGAUAAAAAUGUUAUUCGAGGCUAUCUACAGGAAUUAUUCCCUGAUGUAACAAUUAAAGAUAUUCAAUUGGCUUAUAAUAUUAACAAAUUAGCUGUUAAAAAUGAAGAAUAUGAGAAAGCAGUUGAAGCUCGCAUAUACUGUGAAAAUAAUAGAAAUCGUAAGAAAAUAUAUGUGAAACCUGAAUUCUGUUCUUGCAACAAAGUUGAUGCAUAUGAAUACUAUCGGGAAGAAGAAACAAAGCUUGCUGGAGAAGUAGCAAGACUAAGAGCAUCAGCAUUAAAUCAUCCAUUGGGUGUUGCUUUUGUUACAGUUUCAACCGUUGCCGAAGCUCAAAGUAUUAUAUCUCAUCGUCCAGUUGCCCAUAAAAAUUGGAAAAUAACGGUAGCACCGGCACCUUCUGACAUUUUUUGGGAAAAUUUAAAUGUUUCUCCAAGUAAAUGGUAUUUUAAAUGGUGCGUGGUGAAUAUUUGCCUAUUUUUGGUGCUCUUUUUUUUAACAACUCCUGCAAUUGUUGUCAAUACAUUAAACACAUUUUCUUUUACAAAAGACACCACAGACAAAAUAUCUCGUUUUAGUCCGCUUAUAUCCGAAUUUUUGCCAACUCUGAUGCUGUUAACAUUAUCAACAAUGAUGCCGGUUCUUGUUGCUUUUUCAGAAACUUGGCUUUACCACUGGACGAGGUCCUUAAAAAAUUAUGCUGUAAUGACUAAAACUUUUGGUUAUUUGCUUUUUAUGAUCCUCAUUUUACCUUCUCUUGGGUUGACAAGUGCACAGGCAUUUGUUGAAUGGACAAUCAAUAGUGCAGUAAAUAAUAAAACGAAUUAUAGAUGGAAAUGUAUAUUUUUGCCGGAUAAAGGAGCGUUUUUUGUCAAUUAUAUUAUUACCGCAGCUUUCAUCGGUACAGCUUUAGAGUUAAUUCGAUUCCCAGAAUUAAUAAUGUAUACAUGGAAAAUGGUAACUUCCAAAUCUGAGGCUGAAACUCCUUAUGUUCGAAAAUCCAUUUUAAUUGAGUAUCCAUUCGGUGUUCAUUAUGCCUGGACAAUUUUGGUUUUUACAAUGUGUACGGUAUAUAGUUUGGCAAUUCCAUUGAUUAUGCCGUUUGGAAUGCUAUAUUUGGUCUUUAAGCAUUUUGCUGAUCGGCAUAAUUUAUAUUUCGCGUAUGGCCCCAGCAAUAUGAUAAGCAAAAGUGGUGGUAAAAUUCACUCAACUGCAGUAACCAUGACAAAAUUUUCUAUAGUCGUAUUGAUGGUCAUUCUGACGGCUUUUAUAGCAGUACGUGCCGGAGAAAUUGAUGCAAAAGCUAUUAUAUUAAUUAUUGCUUUAUGUAUAACAUUGACAUUGUUUACAUUUAUGUCACCUAUUAAAAGGUGUACUAUGAGAAAACCGUCUAUAGCCGAAAAUAUAGGACCAUCUCCUCCAUAUAUAGCAAACGUUUUGAUAAAUAAACAGGCUUCUACAAAUGAAAGUCCUGCGUUUUCUGGAUAUGGUUCAGAUCGUAUCGAAGAUCAUGAAAGCUUAAAUAGCGAAAAUCGGAAUAAUGGUAGCAUUAAGGACAUUGAUAUCUAAAACUUGAAAGAAAUAUUUUUCGCUUUUACUAAUUAAGGAGGAAAAAGCAUAUUUUAGUUAAAUAGUAAUCAAUAAGAAAAAAUUAAAUAUGAUGUUAUAUUUUUUGUAACUUUUAAUAUUUUAAAUGCAAAGGAAGAAUAUAUAUAUUCCAGAUGUUAAUUAUAAUAAUAUUGCCUUCACGAAAACAAAAAAUUAAUGUAAUAAAGCAGAAAAUUAUAUUGUUAAUCUUAUUUCUACCUCUAAAAAAUUAAGAAAAUUUACCUUUAUUGUAAUUGUCAUAAGUUUUAAAUCAUGCGAUAUUAUUAUUUUUUUUAAUUGUAAUUAUUUUCCUAAUUUUGGCGAUUGUGUAUUGUUCAAUAGAAAAAAUAUUUUAAUAGAAAGUUUUUCACACAAAAUUUUCACUUAAGAUCGAAACGAAAUGAAUUUAGUAUGUGAUUGUAUGUAUAAAUUCUUAUAUUAUAUAUUUGAUUUAUGAAAUUUUAGCUGUAACUUAGUUUUUACCUUAUUUAUUCAAAAUUAUUAAAACAAUUACCUAAAUAAAAUAUUUACAUAAAGAAAUUCGGAAUGUAGCUAUAAUAAUACCUCAAAUAAAUACUUAUAAAUACUAAAAAUAAAUAAGUAUUUGAAUGAAAGAUUAGGUAUUUUUGUAUUAUAAUUUGUCAUCACUAUUCAUAAAAUAUUGCGUUUACUGCCAAGUCGAAAAAUUAAGUAAUAAAUAAAAAAAAUUUUCAUAUUAAAGCAAAAUAAAUAACUUUUAAGUGAAACAAGGUUAAAUUUCCAGUGCAAUUUUUUAAAAGAAAACUUCUAUGACUACUCAAGCUAUUAAUUUGUGAUAUCAACUUAUUCCUUGUUCAUUUUAUAGUAAUUUAUACGAUUUAAAGAUAUAAAUAAACAUGGUUUUAUAAAAAUAGCUGCAUUCUUAAAUAUGUUUUAUUAAUAUUAAUUCCAUAUGUGUACGAUAUGUGCGUAUCUACAUACAUUAAUAAUUAUUUUUAUACAAGUUUUUAUAAAAAAUUAAAUUAAGAAAUAUGUACAUAUUAUAUAAUAAAAGCAUUCAGUUAGUUAUUGAGAGAUUCAAAACUACAAAAAAAAAAGUAUUUUAACAUUUAGUGAAAUUGAACAGUAUGUAUAAUUGUAUCAUAGAAUAAUUUCAAUUAUUUCAAAUAGUACAAAGCUGGAAUUUUGAACAUUAAAAAUGAGUUCAUUUAAAUUGAAUUUAUAAAUCAGGGGGAUUAUUUUCAUAUUUAUUAAAAAUUUUUACAAAAAAAUUCAUUUUUAGUUACAAAAUUAAGUAGUUUCGAAAUUUUUAAAAAUAUCUAAAAAACAUUUAAUUUAUUAUGCAACCUAAUUUCAUAUGAUCAACUAAGUAAUCAGUAGCAAUUUAAAAAGAAUUUAAUUUAAUUCAUGGAUUAAUUGCUAACAUUAACUUAAAAAACAUUAACCUUUUAGAAUUUUUUAUAAUUUUUAAAAAAGAAUUUAGUUAAAAAAUUAAUAUUUCUUAUGAAAUUAUAUUAUUAACCGAAUAUAUUGUAUGCAUAUGCUUUUCUAAUCACACAGUUACAUUUCUUGAGAGAAUCCAAUAAAUUCGUUCAUAUAUUUGUUUAAUUUUUUAUUCCAGCUUUGCUAUUGUUAUAUCAAUAAUAUUUAGAAUUAAGAGUUUCAUUAGUGCUAGAAAUAAUUCUAUAGCACUAUAUCUGGCCUUUUUAACUAUAUAUAUAUAUGCGUACACAUAUAAUCAUAAUUAAAAAUUUAUUAAUACAUAUUAUAUACAUACUUGCAUUAAAAUAUGUGUAUCUAUUAAAAAUUAUACAUAUUAUGUAAUUAUGUAAUUUUAAAUAAUUAUUCAUUUGCACCAAAAAACCCAAAUAUUUAUAGUUAAAUAAUUAUAAUAAAUAUGCAUUCUUCCAAAAAGAAAAUGAAAAUUAAUUUCUUGCACUCGUGAACUUAGUAAAAAAGAAAAAGAUAAAAACUUUAUAAGCUUUUAAUAAUUUUUGUAAUAAAUUUUAAAAUUGAACUCAAGCAUUAAUUUUCUACAAGCAAAUAAAAUAGAAGUUUUUAAAAUAUAAAAAUUUUAGAAUAAAAUCACACAAUCAAUUGUACUUUGAAACCUCUUCUGAUAAAAAUAUUUUUUUUGACAUUUAUCAUUGUAGUUAUUUAUUUACUAAAUUUGAAUUUAAUUUUUUAAUUAAAAUGUUUAAAGCCAAUCAAUUUUUAUUUGCAGAGUGCUAGUAUAUCUUUUGUAUAUGACCACAGAAAUAUGCAAAAAGUUGAUGUUAACCAAUUAUAUGAAAUUUACAUAAUGAAAAGUCUGACUGGUUAAAAAUUUUAGACACAUUAGAAAUUUUAUAAGUUUAUUAACUAUUAAUUAAUUCUUUUGCUAUGUAUAUAUAGUUAACAAAAAAAAGUUACCUGUGAUCCUUACAGCAAAUUAAUUGCAAUCAACGGAAUUCAUUCGAAAACCUUCGAAAUUUUUAUAUUCAAAUUCAUCUUGUAUUCCAAAUUGAGCAUUUUUUAAUUAAGUUUCAAAUUAAAAUAAAAGAAUUAAGAUAAAAAAAGACUAAUUUAUGAUACAAAAGACGACUUGCGUAAAAGAUAAAUAAAUUAAUAAAUACCUUUUUUAUUCAGUUCAGUUCAUUGUUUGAAUUUGUGGUCAUAUAAAAGGGAUACAAAGUGUAUGUAUAUUCACAUAACUAUAAUGUAAUGUUAAAAAAGUCCACGUUACAUAAGCUUUAGUUAAAUUCUUUUAAGCUAAAAAAUAUGUAAGCCCAGAUUUUUUAUUUUUUUUUAACUUUUGUAAAAUUUUUUAAUAUUUAGAUUAUUUUUGAUUACUACCAAUAUUAUAAUAAAACUAAUAAAAUGAAAAACUA